AUGAAUUCCUCUGUAUUUGUUGUUCCAGUCAGAUAUUCAGUAUUACAUAAGAAUGAUGGUUUAAUAAUACUUACAAGUUCUAUAGUGCCCAAUCUUAAGAGCUCUGAUAAAGCGGUGAGAACAAAAUUGAGUCUGGAUUGUGAUACCUCACAACAACUCUCCUAUGCAUCUACCCAGAAGUACAGACAAAACAGAGAGUGUGUUCAGCAAUCCAAGAGGAAGCCACUGCCUCCACUACCUCCCCAGGCUUCAGAAGAACACAAAGAGAACAUCACAGUCAUUGCACUCUAUGACUUUUUUGCCAAAGGACCCUCUAACUUGGCACUCAAGAAGUCAGAAGAAUACAUUAUCCUUGAGAAGUAUGAUCCACACUGGUGGAAGGCAAGAGACCAAAAUGGGAAUGAAGGCCUAAUUCCCAGCAAUUAUGUAACUGAGAACAAGAGAAGUAAUUUAGAAGCAUAUGAGUGGUAUUUAAAAAAUAUAAACAGAAAUCAGGCAGAAGAACUACUACGGCAGAAGUCCAAGGAAGGUGCAUUUACUGUCAGAGAUUCAAGCCAACAGGGAGCCCUUACACUGUCUGUAUAUUCACGACCUAGAGGAAGCCAAAACGGAGAUAUCCGACAUUAUCAAAUUAAGAAAGACCAUUCAGGAAAGUAUUAUGUAGCAAAAGAGUAUCUUUUUUCAACUAUUCCUGAACUUGUCCAGUAUCACCAGCAUAAUGCAGCAGGUCUCAUCACACGCCUCCGAUAUCCAGUUGGAAUAGUGGGAAACUGUUUACCAGCAACUGCAGGAUUUGGUUAUGAGAAGUGGGAGAUAAAUCCAUCUGAACUGACUUGUAUGAAAGAACUUGGCCGUGGCCAGUUUGGAGUGGUUCAGCUGGGUAAAUGGAAAGCACUUGUCAAAGUUGCCAUUAAGGCAAUCAACGAAGGUGCAAUGUCUGAAGAUGAUUUCAUCGAGGAAGCUAAAGUGAUGACGAAACUGUCCCACCCAAAGCUAGUACAGCUAUAUGGAGUAUGCAUACAGCACAAGCCUCUCUACAUAGUGACAGAGUUCAUGGAAAAUGGCUGUUUGCUCAAUUACCUUCGGCAAAGACAUGGGAAGCUUAACAAAGAAAUGUUAUUGAGUAUGUGUCAGGAUGUAUGUGAAGGGAUGGUAUAUUUAGAAAGAAAGAAAUUUAUUCACCGUGAUUUAGCUGCAAGGAACUGUUUAGUCAAUGCUGAACACAUAGUUAAAAUAUCUGACUUUGGAAUGGCAAGGUAUGUUCUUGAUGAUGAGUAUAUCAGCUCUUCAGGUGCAAAAUUUCCAAUCAAAUGGUCAUCUCCUGAGGUUUUUCAUUUCAAAAAGUACAGCACCAAAUCAGAUGUGUGGUCAUUUGGAGUUUUAAUGUGGGAAGUUUUUACAGAAGGAAAAAUGCCUUUUGACAGUAAGUCAAAUUCUGAAGUUGUCCGUGAGAUUUCUGAAGGAUACAGACUUUAUCGACCAUAUCUGGCCCCACUUCCGGUGUACAAAGUCAUGUACAGCUGCUGGCAUGAGAAACCUGAAGGCCGUCCUGCUUUUGUAGAGUUAUUACAAACCCUCACAGAUAUAGCAGAGACUGGAUAACCCGAGGUUCCAUACAAAUCCAUUUUUGUUACAGAAUUAACAUAAAGGUCCUCCAUGGAACGGUUGAUAUAGUUAUCCAUCUUAUCUGGUUACGGUAUACUCAGCAGCGGUUUGGAUACUGAUGACUUGCACAUUCAGUUAAUUUCCAUUGUUAGUGUUUAUCAGAGUUUUGGUCUGUUGGAAGAAAAUAGCUCAGGAGAUUGGCAAUGGGCUUUUAAGCUUUUUUGCUUCCACAUUACUCAGUUCAAACCGAGUCCAGAUUUGCCAAACAAUUAAUUGCCAAGUUUGUGGCAAUCAGGUCUUGUACACCAUAAGGGAGGAGCCAGGUUAUCUUGUGGUUUGGGACACAGAGCUCCAAAUGAUACCUUUUGCUUUUUAUGGCACACUAAAUUCUGCAACAGUGCCACUGAUUUUGUUAAUUAGCAUGAUUGAGACUGGGAGAUAGGGCUGGAUGGCUACAAGGGAGACUUAAGUACCCGUAGUGAACCUCUGCAGAGUAGUGAGCUGCAUUUGAAGACAUAACCUUUGAUACCACAACACAGAUUUCCAUCACUUGAAGUGAAGAACAUUUCUUAAAUGCAGGAUCACAAAUACGCUAUAAUUGACCAGAUGACCGGCCAUUUAGAGAGAGACAAGACAUAGCCAAUGAGCCUCAUCUCCUUGGAGAAAAGGCAGCUGUUCUUAAGAGGGUCUUAAGCCUAUUCUGAAUGCAGUGUUAUGAACAAUGUAGAAGUUGAAUAGCUGAUAACAGUACCUAUCACAUGGAGCUCAUUCCUGUAUUUCUUCAGAGCACCAAAUGACAACCAGAACCUUGAGUAAGCUGCUUCUUGCUUCUUCAGAAGGUUUUACCAUCCUCUUUUCCAGCCUUUGCUGCUGCACAUGUGCCUAGCUCCCCUGUUGUUUCCUUCAGCAGUGAUGCUGACUUCCUCUUGUGGAAUAUCUAAAAUGGCCAGCGGACAAGCCAAAGAGGUGGAAGAUGGAAACUUUGCAAAAUUUUAUUUGUCAGAUAAAUCCAAAGUCAUGGCAAAAAGAUAAAAUAGUUGUGUGACCAAUACUUGUUAUCCUUGGUACCCUGUGGAUAACAACUGUAUUGGUGAUUUUGUAUUUCUUCUUCUAUGGUAUAUAUGGAUUGACAAAUAUUAAGGCUACAUAAGUUGGUUGCUUCUAAGCUGAACUUGGAGAGAGAGCAUAGCACUAAAAAAAGCUAUAUAUUUGUAGCAUGUGAUUAAAUUAUGUAAUUAAACUAAUGCAUGUGUAUAUUUGAUAUUAUAGUACCUUUUCCAUAGAAAAAAUGUUUAAAUCUUAAAAUUGUAGAAUGAUUUAAUUCCACAUG
Molecule: messenger RNA, 2935 nt
Organism: Alligator sinensis (Chinese alligator)
Lineage: Eukaryota; Metazoa; Chordata; Crocodylia; Alligatoridae
Gene: TXK
Product: TXK tyrosine kinase
Exons: 14
Coding region: 1-1602 (533 amino acids)
Biological process (GO): T cell receptor signaling pathway; regulation of platelet activation; adaptive immune response
Molecular function (GO): ATP binding; protein binding; non-membrane spanning protein tyrosine kinase activity
Source: RefSeq, a predicted model, not a curated record